UUGAAACUGAUAAGGACAUGACGUAACAUUAUUUAAGCACAAGCGCUUGAAUGAGCAGCAACUGUUGGACUCUCAACUUAUUUGCCAGAAGAAAACGCCUCCGGAGGGCUUAGAAAAUGGAUCCAUACAAUAAAGGCGCUGAAGCUCCACCUAACUACUGGCAGAUCCAGACUCCAGUAAAUCAACAACCGUAUAGCUAUGGUGCCCCAGGUCCGGCGUACCCAAAUCAGGGAUAUCUCUCUCCUCCAACGCAACAGCCAAUGCCAAGUUCGACUACUGUUGUCGUCACUGGGAUGAGUCAUCCAGCACAACAACAAACAGUGGUUAUGGCUUUUGGAAAUGCACCUACACAGAUUACUUGUGGAACCUGCCGUAAUACAGUGAUCACCACUGUAGAACGUGGAGUAGGGGGAGCUGCCUGCUGCUGGAUGAUAUGUUUGUGUUUGUUCUGCUGGCCUCUCUUUUGGAUCCCCCUAAUUUCGGAUUCCAUCAGAGACACGGAACAUUACUGUCCAGUUUGCAAAACUCAUCUAGGAACCGCCAGUGGAAACUGUUGCUAAGGGACACCUUUAAUAUGCAGUGGUUAAAGCUGUCAUCAAACCAAUAUACUGCGGUUAUAUAUAUAUAUAUGUGUUUAUGUAAUGCAAUUCAAUUUGGCCUUUACAAUAAAUUAUACCAUGGUGUCUUCUAAUUUAAUCUGAAAA
Limulus polyphemus (Atlantic horseshoe crab) is the source of this 704-nucleotide messenger RNA. Its product is annotated as lipopolysaccharide-induced tumor necrosis factor-alpha factor homolog. The transcript is spliced from 5 exons. The coding region runs from base 117 to 560 and encodes 147 amino acids. The record is from RefSeq and is a predicted model, not a curated record. Gene Ontology annotation, molecular function: zinc ion binding. NCBI's taxonomy places the organism in Eukaryota, Metazoa, Arthropoda, Merostomata, Xiphosura, Limulidae.